AUGGAGGCGGAGUUUGAACCCGCGGCCGCACCCGGCCAUGUUUCUCGCGGGCGGCUGCUGGGGCCUGGCAGUGUGCUCGCGCGCCGCAUCGAGCAGCAGCAAGCCGCGGCCGCGGCAACGGCUGCGGCGCGGCGGCGGCGGCGCGACGGACAUCUUCUCGGCGAACCCGGCAGCGGCGACGCCGGGGGCGGCGCGGACGGCGGGGCCGCGGAGGAUUCGGAAGCGGAGCGGGCAGUGCUGACGUGGCCGGAGCUAUGGGAUGCCCGGGCCCUCGCCUCGAACCUCGCCUCGGCGCCGUCGCUCGACGGCGCCGCGCGCCGCGCGCGCGCGGGCGUUGACUGGGGCCCGGCGACGGCGGGCGAGCUGAGGCGGAGGCGGCUGCGGGAGGGACGGCUGCGGGACAGGCGCGCGGAUGCGGCGAUUCUGCGGUACAGCGAGCAGCUGGCUGUCUCGCUCGGGAACAGGCAGCAGCAGCAGCAGCAGCAGCAGCAGCAGCAGCAGCAGCAGCAGCAGCAGCAGCAGCAGGAGGAGCAGCAAGAGGAGCAGCAGGAAGAGCGGCAAGCUGCAAAGAUCGCGACGUCGGCCAAGCGGCGUCGCAUCGAUGGUGCCAACGGCUCACCCGGGCUGCCGGGCGUGGCAAGCGGCCCGCAGGGCUGGGUGUGCUUGAACCGCCAGGGUGCCCCGGGGCCGGAGGGGCGGGGAGACGCAGCGGCGCCCACGCUGGAGGUCUGCGGCGCCGCCAACCACAGCCUCGACGGCGCGUGCGCGGCGUGCGGCGCGCCGCGCUGGGACGGGGCGGGCGGGCAGCUGGCCGCGCGCGUGGCGGCGCUGCUGCAGACGGCUGACCUUGAGGGCACGACGGGCAAGCAGAGGCGCGCGGGCCCGGCGGCGCGCCGGCAGAAGCGGCGGCCGCGCUAG
This is a messenger RNA of Monoraphidium neglectum, 918 nucleotides long. RefSeq lists its product as hypothetical. Bases 1 to 918 code for a protein of 305 amino acids. The transcript is spliced from 4 exons. NCBI's taxonomy places the organism in Eukaryota, Viridiplantae, Chlorophyta, Chlorophyceae, Sphaeropleales, Selenastraceae. The record is from RefSeq and is a predicted model, not a curated record.